This is a messenger RNA of Hermetia illucens (black soldier fly), 587 nucleotides long. RefSeq lists its product as uncharacterized. Gene Ontology annotation, biological process: sensory perception of smell. Gene Ontology annotation, molecular function: odorant binding. Bases 120 to 524 code for a protein of 134 amino acids. The transcript is spliced from 2 exons. NCBI's taxonomy places the organism in Eukaryota, Metazoa, Arthropoda, Insecta, Diptera, Stratiomyidae. The record is from RefSeq and is a predicted model, not a curated record.
CAGACAUUGAGCUUUCCAUCUCUAAUACAGAUUUGUCUAUAAAUAUUUUCCAAGCCUCUGAAAAUCGUCAGUUGUUAUCUGUACUCCUGGAGCUCCACGAACUCAUAGAAACUAACAAAAUGCAACUUUUCAUAAUUCUUUUUGCAAUGGUGGCCAUGGCUUCCGCCAUUCCUAAGGAGAAAUACCUAAAAUACCGCGAGGAGUGUUUCAAGUCCGAAAAGGUCCCAGCCGUAGUCAUUGAGAAAUUGAACAAUCCACAAUAUGAAGAAGAUAUGGGUCACGAAGCAAAAUGCUUUAUUCGCUGUAUGGCACUUAAAAUCGGAAGUUGGGAUGAUACCAAUGGCUAUAAUAUUGACAAGACCUACGCAGAUUUUCAAGAUGGUGGGCUGGAAGUCAGCAAGGAGAAUAUGAAGAAGUGUUUCACUUCAAAUCCUGAUAACGAUGAUAAGUGCGUGUGGGCUGACAAGGACUUGAAAUGUUUGUAUAGAAAUAAAUACGUGACGCAUAAAUACUCAAUUAACUGAAUAGAUUAUUUGAUUGUCCUUAUCUUGAAAUUGGAAUAAAAAUGAGUUAAUUUUCGAUUGUUA